Bipolaris zeicola 26-R-13 is the source of this 768-nucleotide messenger RNA. RefSeq lists its product as uncharacterized. The record is from RefSeq and is a predicted model, not a curated record. NCBI's taxonomy places the organism in Eukaryota, Fungi, Ascomycota, Dothideomycetes, Pleosporales, Pleosporaceae. Bases 1 to 768 code for a protein of 255 amino acids. The transcript is spliced from 6 exons.
AUGCGCUGGCGAGGGGUAGAGAGAGAGCGAGUGCAAUCAGAAUGGCAGCUGGAAGUGACACCCCACGCUGGUCAUGCAGAGGACGCCCUGCUGCAUAUGCAGUUGACGAUACCAGUAGAGCAUGGCGGCGAUGGCAAUGGCGGUGGUGGUGGUAGUGGGGUCGGAGGAGGGAUGGAAUCGGACCUAUUCAGGGUCUUGAGAGGGUGUACAUGUGUACAAGCUCGGCCUUGUCAACGCAGUUCUCCCGAGCUGCAGGUAGCCGUGGUGUUGGCUUGGAGGCGCGAGCACGUCAUGGAGCGAGUCGUGUGCUCGUCAUUGCUGCGGUGUGAGGCGCACAGACGAGAUGAGCAUGAGGGCGUGGAUGCGGGAUGGCCGUCGGUGACGCUCCUCGUCGUGAGUGGACAUGGCGGUUCUACGAUGGGCAUGGUGCGGACGGGCGUGGAAAUUUCUCCGAGUCUCUCCCUCGUCGAGUCACAGUUUACUAGCGAUAUCGAUGUCGGCGCCAGAUACAAAAGCGUCGACGCUGCCUCAAAAACGCCCAUCCACCCCCCGGCUCCCUCUCACGCACCCAUACCGGUACGUACAGGCCCAUCCAUCCAUCUAUCCAUCCAUCCAUCCAUCCAUACACACCAACCUUCUCCCCCACGCUUCCUCAACAUCGACGUCAGCGGCACCAUUUCCGCCCUACGCGCCGCGCCUGUUUCGGACCCGACCGACCAUCCCACGCCGUCCAAGGCCUUUGCCAGCGCGUUGCACUCCCUGCCCUGA